Molecule: messenger RNA, 609 nt
Organism: Hyla sarda
Lineage: Eukaryota; Metazoa; Chordata; Amphibia; Anura; Hylidae
Product: protein PBMUCL2-like
Exons: 1
Coding region: 1-609 (202 amino acids)
Source: RefSeq, a predicted model, not a curated record
AUGGAGGUCACACGUCACAUGAUCACAGCGCACACGGAGCUCACACGUCACAUGAUCACAGCGCACAUGGAGCUCACACGUCACAUGAUCACAGCGCACAUGGAGCUCACACGUCACAUGAUCACAGCGCACAUGGAGCUCACAUGUCACAUGAUCACAGUGCACAUGGAGCUCACACGUCACAUGAUCACAGCGCACAUGGAGCUCACACGUCACAUGAUUACAGCGCACAUGGAGCUCACACGUCACAUGAUUACAGCGCACAUGGAGCUCACACGUCACAUGAUCACAGCGCACACGGAGCUCACACGUCACAUGAUCACAGCGCACACGGAGCUCACACGUCACAUGAUCACAGUGCACACGGAGCUCACACGUCACAUGAUCACAGCGCACAUGGAGCUCACACGUCACAUGAUCACAGCGCACAUUGAGCUCACACGUCACAUGAUCACAGCGCACAUGGAGCUCACACACCACAUGAUCACAGUGCACAUGGAGCUCACAUGUCACAUGAUCACAGCGCACAUCGAUCUCACACAUCACAUGAUCACAGUGCACAUUGAGCUCACAUGUCACAUGGUCAUAUUGCACAUGGCGCUUACAUGA